AUGGAUGUUGUGUAUAUGGUAACUUCUUUCUUUGAGUCUAAGCAUAUUCUCAAACAAAUUAAUCAUAACUUCAUAACUCUUAUACCUAAAAAUACUUGUCCUAAGAGUGAAAUUGAUUUCAGACUAAUAAGCUUAUGUAACGUAGCUUACAAGAUCAUCUCUAAAUUACUUGCUUCUAGAAUUAAAAAGCUUUUACCUAGAAUUAUUGAUCCUUCUCAAACUACAUUCAUUUCUAGGAGACUUAUACAAGAAAAUAUCAUAAUUUCCCAUGAAAUGAUUGAUUCUUUGAAGAAAACUAAAGAUAGAGAUGGUGAUAUAGCUAUCAAAUUAGAUAUGAGUAAAGAUUUUGACAGGGUUGAAUGGUAUUUUUUAAUUGCAAAUCUUAAAUCUCUUGGCUUCUGCAAUGGUUGGUGCAAAAUGAUAGAACAAUGUAUCUCUACUCUGUCCACAUCAAUUCUUCUCAAUGGUGCUCCAGGUAAACUUUACUAUCCCCAAAGAGGUCUCAGACAGGGAGAUCCUCUAUCUCCCUAUCUAUUCAUUUUAUGUAUGGAAGCUUUAUCUAGGUCCUUAAGAACUGCUGAAAAACCCAAUUUAAUUCAUGGAUUCCAAGUAACUAAAGCUAGCCCUGCAGUCAGUCACUUAUUUUUUGCAGAUGACUGUCUCAUAUUCAUCAAAGAUAGAAUAAGGGAAGCAAACAAACUUGCUUCCAUUAUAGAUCAGUUCAGCAAAUUUUCUGGACAGGCAGGCAACUUUGAAAAGUCUUCUCUUGCUUUCAGAGUUCCAGGAAUGUGUUCAACUAGUCUGUUUCAGGCUGGUGGAGGAGUAUAUCCCAAGAAAUGGCUGGAUAUUGCUCUCCCAAAAGCUCUAGGAGGUUUAAAUAUAAAUAGAAAUGAUAUCUUGAAUCUAGCUCUUCUCACCAAGCUAGCUUGGAGAAUGAUAAAUCAAAAAGAUGACCUGUGGGUUCAAAUUUUCGCUUGUAAGUAUUUUGUUAAUGUUAAUCCUCUUAAUGAUAUGGUUGUUCAACAUGGAUUUUGGGAUUGGAGAGGAAUAUGUCAUGGCAUUGAGAUUGUUAAAAAACAUUAUGUUUGGAAGAUUGGAGACGAUGAAUCCAUUUCUAUAUGGAAAGACUCCUGGAUUCCCAAAAGAAAUAGUCCUCCUCCUACUGACUUUUACUCUACUAAUACGAAUAAAGUCAGUCAGCUGAUUGAUAAGGAAAACAACCAAUGGAAUCUAGAAAUCUUAAAUAGUCUCUUUGACCAAGAUUUAGUUAAAGAAAUUUCUAGUAUUAGGAUUCCUUUAACUGGUAAGGAUAGACUAAGAUGGGAGCCUUCACACAAUGGUAUUUUCACUGUUAAAACAGCUUAUAGAGUGAUUCUAGAUGAAACCCUUAGACAUCAGCCUACUAAGAACAAUCUUAAUAUAAACUGGAAAGCUUUUUGGAAUUUAAAAGUUCCCCCUAGAAUCCAAAACUUCUUAUGGAAGCCUUCAUUCUUUCAUCAUGACUAG
Papaver somniferum (opium poppy) is the source of this 1506-nucleotide messenger RNA. RefSeq lists its product as uncharacterized. Lineage: Eukaryota; Viridiplantae; Streptophyta; Magnoliopsida; Ranunculales; Papaveraceae. The record is from RefSeq and is a predicted model, not a curated record. Bases 1 to 1506 code for a protein of 501 amino acids. The transcript has 3 exons.